Molecule: messenger RNA, 3295 nt
Organism: Malania oleifera
Lineage: Eukaryota; Viridiplantae; Streptophyta; Magnoliopsida; Santalales; Ximeniaceae
Product: extra-large guanine nucleotide-binding protein 3
Exons: 10
Coding region: 578-3175 (865 amino acids)
Biological process (GO): adenylate cyclase-modulating G protein-coupled receptor signaling pathway
Cellular component (GO): heterotrimeric G-protein complex
Molecular function (GO): guanyl nucleotide binding; GTPase activity; G-protein beta/gamma-subunit complex binding
Source: RefSeq, a predicted model, not a curated record
UCCUUCUCCCUCUCCCUCUGUCUGUGUCUCUGUCUUGGUGAACUGAGGAGUCGCUUUGCUUAGUUUUCAGCAACCUUAGCUUCUCCCUGAACUCUCCCUCUUCUUUCUUCCUCUACUCCCGUCCACAUCAAUGGCGGAACCUUGCAAGCUUUAGCUAUUAGCUUUCGGAGCUCCGAAGCUUUAAAGCAAGAGCAUCUCUGUUCAUCCUCAGAUUCCCUUUAAACCAGCCCCUUUCCCAGGUUUCGUUGAGGAUUUAUGUUUUGACCAAGAACAUUGAAUUUGGGUUUAUUUUAUUUUAUUUAUUAUGUUUGAUUUUAGUUGUAUCUGGCUUUCGCAUUUGAUUAGUUUGCAGUCGAUUCUUUCAAAUCUGAAGGCUUUCAAAGGAUGAGUUUGGUGGCGCUAUAAUUGCGGCUGCGACUUCUUUUGGCUCUAUAUGCAAAGCCCAAUUUGUUCCACUGCCCGAAAAGUCAUAAUUCAACUUCGCUUGUCUGCUAGAUAUCUAAUGGUUGAUUGCAACAUUUUGUGCUUUUGAUUGCACAACGAUAUUUUGGUUAUUUCUAAAUCAUGAGGAAAUAUCAUGGAGAAAAAUAAGGGAGAGGACUGGAGGGAGUUGGUGAGAAAGAUGCUCCCACCAGGGGCUUCUCUCCCUGAAGAUUCAACCAACCUCGAUUACUCUAUAGCCAUGGAGUACGAGGGCCCACCAGUCCCUUAUGAGGUUCCAAGAGUUGAACCCAUUGUAAAUAUGCGUGCAAUCCCUACUGCAUCAAUUGCAGAACCACUUUCAGACUCUCAGAGAUCAACAACCCAUGCUUGUCCUCCUGUAAUUGAACCGAUCCCCUUGCCGAUGUCUUGUAUUGCUGGUAUCACCAGUUCUCGUCAUCAAAGUCCAAGGGCAUCAGGAAGCUCGGAGUCAGUGGUGUCCGUCUUGCAGAAUCCUGAUUCUUCUUCGGCUUCUCCUUCGGCCUCCCCUGGUUCUGUUCACAAUCCUAUGAGUAAUUCUACUAAACUGGUACCGAAUGAAGUAAAGAGAGUGCCAGUUGUCACUUUUAACACUGUUGAUAGAUCAGAAAAGAAAGAGCUUGAUGUGCAGAAGCCAAUAUAUCCUGCGUAUGUUGGAGUUUCUAUGGGAAAGAAGAAGAAGAAGAAGAUUAAGAGAGUUUGCUACAGGUGUGGAAAGGGGAAGUGGGAAACUAAGGAGUCCUGCUUAGUUUGUGAUGCUAAAUAUUGCAGCAACUGUGUGCUUAGGGCAAUGGGAUCGAUGCCUGAAGGACGCAAGUGUGUUCCUUGCAUUGGUCAGCCAAUUGAUGAAUCAAAACGGUUGAAGUUGGGUAAACACUCAAGGUUGUUAUCUCGAUUGCUCAGUCCUUUGGAAGUCAAGCAAAUAAUGAGGGCAGAGAAAGAAUGUUCAGCUAAUCAGCUUCGACCAGAGCAGUUGAUUGUUAACGGAUUCUCUUUGAAGGCAGAAGAGAUGGCUGAGCUGCUAGGAUGCGCUUUACCUCCCCGGAAGUUGAAGCCUGGUAGUUAUUGGUAUGACAAGGAAUCUGGUCUUUGGGGAAAGGAGGGAGAAAAACCAGAUAGGAUCAUAAGCUCAAAUUUAAAUUUCUCUGGGAAACUUAGUCCUGAUGCAAGCAAUGGGAACACUGAAGUUUACAUAAAUGGCCGAGAAAUAACAAAACUUGAAUUGAGAGUGCUGAAGCUGGCAAAGGUGCAGUGUCCACGCGACACUCAUUUUUGGGUCUAUGAUGAUGGUCGUUAUGAGGAGGAAGGGCAGAAUAAUAUUAAGGGAAAUAUAUGGGAAAAGGCAUCAACACGGUUUGUUUGUACCUUGUUCUCUUUACCCGUGCUGCGCGGUCAGCCUCACGCCCCAAAGGAUGAAGUUAGCAAUUAUAGUGUUGUUCCAAAUUAUUUAGAGCAGAAAAAAAUUCAGAAACUUCUCCUACUUGGGCUUCAAGGCUCAGGAACCAGCACCAUCUACAAGCAGGCCAAGUUUUUGUACGGGAGCAAGUUUAGCAAUGAGGAACUGCAGGAUAUUAAGUUAAUGAUUCAAAGCAACGUGUAUAAAUAUCUUAGCAUUCUGCUUGAUGGACGGGAGCGCUUUGAGGAGGAGGCCAUGGGGAGGAUGAAGUCAGUAGGCUCCCAUGAUCAAAUCACUGAAGCAGGUGGAGAAGUUGAAUCUAAUGAAUCUAGUGAAUGUAUAUAUUCCAUCAACCCAAGGUUGAAGCAUUUCUCUGACUGGCUUCUGGAUAUCAUAGCCACUGGAGAUUUGGAUGCCUUUUUCCCUGCAGCAACACGGGAAUAUGCUCCAUUAGUUGAAGAGGUCUGGAAGGAUCCAGCCAUACAGGAAACAUAUAGGAGGAAGGAGGAACUUCACUUCCUUCCAGAUGUUGCUGAGUAUUUUUUGAAUCGGGCUGUUGAGGUGUCAAGUAAUGAUUAUGAACCUUCAGAGAAAGACAUACUAUAUGCAGAAGGAGUCACACAAGGGAAUGGUUUGGCUUUCAUAGAAUUCUCCCUUGAUGAUCGUAGCCCCAUGUCUGAAACCUACACUGAGAAUCUUGAUGCUCCACCUCAGCCUCUGGCCAGAUACCAAUUGAUUCGUGUAAAUGCCAAGGGAAUGAGUGAGGGGUGCAAGUGGGUGGAAAUGUUUGAGGAUGCACGCGCAGUUGUCUUCUGCAUUGCACUGAGUGAUUAUGAUCAGGUGUGCGUUGCCCCAGAGGAUGGUGGGAGUGGAGUCCUACUUCAAAACAAGAUGAUGCAAAGCAAGGAGCUCUUUGAGACUAUGGUCAGGCACCCUUGUUUCAAGGAUACUCCUUUUGUGCUGAUACUGAACAAGUAUGACCUCUUGGAGGAGAAGGUUAACCGGGUGCCUCUAAGUGCUUGCGAGUGGUUCAAUGAUUUCAGCCCAGUGCAACCACACCACAACAACCAGUCUCUGGCUCACCAGGCUUACUACUAUGUGGCGAUGAAGUUCAAAGACCUUUAUGCUUGCCUCACAAAUCGGAAACUUUUUGUAUGGCAAGCUAGGGCAAGGGAUAGAGUGACAAUUGAUGAGGCAUUCAAGUAUAUAAGGGAGGUCCUCAAGUGGGAUGAGGAGAAGGAGGAGAACUAUUAUGGUGGGGCGGAGGAUUCGUUCUAUAGUACAGAUGUGAGUUCCUCUCCGUUUAUCAGGCAAGAGUGAACCUUUUUUUUUUUUGGUUGGUAUUGGCUAUAUAUAUAAUAUAUAUUGAGCAAGAAAUGCGAAUGCUUUUCCCUUUUUGAUUGCUCAAAUAAGAUUUUUUUUCCUCUCUAGACAUCAAAA